This is a messenger RNA of Micromonas pusilla CCMP1545, 1569 nucleotides long. RefSeq lists its product as uncharacterized. Gene Ontology annotation, molecular function: protein binding. The coding region runs from base 1 to 1569 and encodes 522 amino acids. Lineage: Eukaryota; Viridiplantae; Chlorophyta; Mamiellophyceae; Mamiellales; Mamiellaceae. The transcript is spliced from 2 exons. The record is from RefSeq and is a predicted model, not a curated record.
AUGCACGCGCCGCCGACGCCGCCGACGCCGCCGCGCGCGCCGUGGCCCAUCGCGCUGGCGGACAUCCCCGGACGCGGAAAGGGCGUCGUCGCGACGCGAGAGAUCAGACCCGGGGAGUGCGUGCUCGAGGAGCGCGCGACGAUGACCGGCGUCUCGGAAUCGCAUCGCGCGACGACGUGCGCGGGGUGCCUGCGACGCGCGGCGCGGUGCGUCCGAACGCGCGCGUGCGAGCGCUGCGGCGAGGUUCUCCUGUGCGACGACUGUCACCGCGCCGCGGAGCUCGCGUUCGGCGCGGACGACGCGAGACUCGCGAUGGCGCCGAACGCGCACACGCGCGUCAAGUGCCGCGGCGAGGCGGUCGGCGCGAGCGCGGCGCUCUCGACGGGCGACCGCGAGCGGUUCCGCUUCCUCGUCGCGUGCGCGGAGCUCCGCGCGAUGAAAACCAUGCGCGCGGAGACGCAGGCGCGCGAAGACGACCGCGGGUUCGACGACGUCGCGAGCCUGUGCCCGCGCGAGGACGACGACGGCGGAGGGAGAUGGCCGAUCGCGUCGCACGUCGACGCCGCGACGCGUUUACACCCCCUGCUCUUCGCGACGAUGCACGACGCGGACAUCGAGCGCGGCGUCCUCAAGGUGAACGGCGCGUCGCUGAGCAGCGACGACUUCGAGAGGAUGUACGUCGGCACGAUCCGAGAGAACGCGAUGCUGCUCGCGAAGGAGAGCAAGAACGCGUUCGGCGUCAUGGCGGCGGCGGCGGCGGACGAACGCGACGAAAACGAUUUCGGGGCGGCGAGAAGCGUCCGCGGCGGCGCGCUGUAUCGCGACGCGUCUCGCGUUAACCACGGAUGCUUCCCGAACGUCGCGCGGUUCGAUAACUUCGACGGCGACUUCCAAGACCCGUCCAAGGCGUUUUCCUCGCCGUCGUCUCUCAGCGCGCUAUGUGAGCCGUCGACGCUGCGUCUGCUCGCGAUCGACGUCAUCCCCGCCGGCGCCGAGGUUUUGAUGAGGACUUUCUCUCCCGGCGUCUCUCUCCGCCCAGGGUCCCUCGCGUUCAAUCCCCGCCCUCGGCGCCUUUCAACUCCCAAGUCUGACGCCUUUCAACUCCACCCCGACGUCGCUUCGUAUGGAACGACCCUGAGCUACCUCCCCGUGAACGAGCCCGUGGGCGCGAGGCGCGCGCGGCUGCGACGCGGGUUCGGGUUCGCGUGCGAUUGCGCUCGCUGCGCGUUGGAGGUGCGCUGGGCGCUCGAGGACGGCGAGCGCACGGGAGACGAAGAGCCGACGGAGACGUACGACGACGCGACGACGGCGGCGGACGCGUCGGAAGCCGCGGAGGAGGCGAGGGACGAGGCGACGGCGGCGGCGCUGACGGAGGAGGAACAGACGCGCAGAGCGGACCGUGCGCCGGUGGAGUACGCGCUGUGGUUCAUGAAGAACAUGUGCGCGGAGGAAGACUGCGGCGGGACGCUCGCGCCGCCGAACCCGACGGCGACGCACUGCGCGUGUAACUAUUGCGGGCGGGUUCGAACGGACGACGCGUUUUUCGCGCAACUCGCCGGCGGCGGGUGA